AUGUUUGAAAUUAACCCGAUUAAAUUAAUAAAAUCUAUCAAAAGUAGACCAGCGUUGUAUACGAAAAAUGAUCCUAUGUACAGUCAUAGGAAACAUAAGGAUAGGUUGUGGCGAGAAGUUUGUAUGGAAGUUCACACCAGCUGGGACGAAUUGAAGCCAGUCGAACGAGUUGAAGCCGUUCGCGACAUCCAGAAGCGUUGGAAAAGCCUCCGGACAUGUUACACGAGAGAACUGAAACUACAACGCAGGGAACGAUUUAAAGUUGAGAACUCUAUAGCAAUAAGAAAAAGAAAAAGAUAUGGAUACUUCAACGAUCUCAGUUUUCUUGGUGGUGAUACAAACGACGUGGAAAUCAAGUACAGCGACGAUGAUAGCGAUCCUUUAGAAGCUCAAUACGAGACACAAGACAUAGAUUUCGCCUUUACAGAUACCCAGGAAGUAAGUAUAGUGCCAGAAGCGUAUGAAGAGGAAAAGAGUGAUGUAUUGGAGAGUAAAAAGAAAGACAGAGAUGAAGAUGAUGAUGAUAGGCAGUUUGUCAUGUCUCUGAUACCGAUGUUUAGGAAGCUCUCGGAUCGACGGAAGCUCGAAGCUCGUAUUGAGGUGAUGAAAGUGUUGCAGAAGAUUUCCUUCGACGAUGUGGAUAAGAAUCGGAAGUAG
Pieris macdunnoughi is the source of this 657-nucleotide messenger RNA. The record is from the annotation of a GenBank genome assembly. Lineage: Eukaryota; Metazoa; Arthropoda; Insecta; Lepidoptera; Pieridae.